GCGGCCACGUUUUUAAAAUGCAAAAUUCACGGUACAACUUCCGGGACUGAAGACCGGAAGAUGGAACAUCCUACAUAUAUGAUCAGUCUCACUAUCUUGUGGGGACUGUUCGGGAUCCAGGCUCUUGAUAUCCCAGAAUGACUGUUUUUCUAAUUCAAAAAUUUGUUCAUUUUCAGCUUUCCAAUUAGAUGGAAAAAUACCAUGUUGUCAUUUUCAACUUGGUUUAAUAUUCCUCUCCACCCAGAGCCUCCUGCUAUGGAGCUUGCUCUGACUUCAACCUGCCGACCGGAAUAUUCCCAAUUGUACCGGAGAUUCCGAACUCCCAUUACUCUCCGGCCAAGUGUUUCACCCGAACCCAGAACAAGGCGGAGAUUAGCGACGGUCACUAUGGCUUUAAACAAACCAAGAAUUGAAGGUGUGAGUGAGGAACUAAACACUAUUGCUUCCCAGAACUUGGAUUUCGCUCCGGCCCGGAGAAGGGUCAGAUCCGCUUUCCUUAGUGUGCAACAGCAGCUUGAUCAUAUCUUGUUCAAGAUGGCUCCAGCUGGCAUCAGAGCAGAUGAGUGGUAUGAACGUAAUUCAAGCGGACAUGAAAUCUUCUGCAAAAGUUGGUUGCCAAAGCCGGGUGUACGAAUUAAAGGCUCAUUAUGUUUUUGUCAUGGAUAUGGUGACACAUGCACAUUCUUCUUUGAAGGUAUAGCCAAGUAUAUUGCUGCUUCUGGAUAUGGGGUUUAUGCUGUUGAUCAUCCUGGUUUUGGUCUUUCUGAUGGCUUGCAUGGGUAUAUUCGUCGUUUUGAUGAUAUAGUCGACAAUGCCAAUGAGCAGUUUCGAAGAAUGAAAGUCAGGCCAGAAGUAACAGGCCUUCCCCGUUUCAUAUUUGGGCAGUCAAUGGGCGGUGCAAUUGCUUUAAAGGCUAUAUUGAAGGAACCAUAUGAUUGGGAUGGUAUUGUUCUCGUUGCACCAAUGUGUAAAAUUGCAGAGGAAUUAACCCCUCCAGUUCAACUUCAGAAAGUUUUGAUUCUUAUGUCCAAAUUUAUGCCAAAGGCAAAGUUGGUUCCAACUCAAGAUUUGGCUGAACUUUCAUUCCGGGAGCCGAUGAAAAGAAAAUUUGCUCCAUACAAUGUUAUAUGUUACUCGGAUCGAACACGAUUGAAAACCGCUGUAGAACUAUUGAAUGCUACAAAAUUUAUAGAAUCAAAUGUGGAGAAGGUUAAAUCCCCAAUGCUAAUUCUUCAUGGAGCUUCAGACAGAGUGACAGAUCCCCAAGUAAGUCGGUUUCUCUACGAGAAUGCCUCCAGCAAAGACAAAACUCUUAAGCUAUAUGAAGAUGGCUAUCACUGCAUUCUUGAGGGAGAGCCGGAUGACCGUAUUUUAACUGUACUAGACGACAUUAUUGCGUGGCUCGAUUCUCGCUGUCUUGCUGGUGUGGCCUAAAUUUUUAGGCUGCCAUUCUUGUUGCUAUAAGUAAUGUUUGGAAAUGGGUUACUAAAUUCGUUUUGGGUCGUAACUUACGUUCCCUGACAUUCAGCUUGAAAUUUAAAUAAAAUUUUAAUAAAAAGUAUCAUUGCCUUAGUUUGCAUGGCUCUGGACAGAGCAAGGAGGGUGCAUAUAGAUACGUGUG
Cuscuta epithymum is the source of this 1621-nucleotide messenger RNA. Lineage: Eukaryota; Viridiplantae; Streptophyta; Magnoliopsida; Solanales; Convolvulaceae. The record is from the annotation of a GenBank genome assembly.